AUGGUGUCCCACAGCACACCGUUAACGUGGCAGUGCCGCUGCGCCAAACACGUGGGACACGCUCUGCUGGGGACAGUGCUGCUGGGACCGCUGCCUUGGGAAAGCAGGCUGCGAAGAAAAGCCCUUCCAGCCAGACAAGUGUUUAUGCACAACUUAAUGCUGAAAGCAGUAGCAGGUAAUGAAACUUGGCUCCAUAACCCUGCCUCUCUGAGGAAUGCCUAUUUUCUAAACCACUCUUUUGUGACAUACAAUCUAAAGAACCGUUACCACCUGGGCCUGGGGGCCGCCAUGGCGGCGGAGGCCCCGGAGGGUCUGUUCGCGCUGGAACUGCUGGUGGAGGCGGUGCGGGUGGCGGCGCCGGGCCCCGCGCUGCGCCCGGCCGUGGCGCUACGCCUGCUGGACUUCCCCACCCUCCUGCUGCGCCCCGCCGCCGCCGGGACCCCCCUGCGGCCGGGCCGGCCCUUCCCCUUCGGCCGCGGCAAGCGCUGCAUCUUCCGCUGGAGCCGCAUCCUGGCGCUGCCCGCCGGGCUCGCCCCGGGGCCCCCCCGCCUCCUCGGUAGCUGCGACGUCUCCCUGGCCCCCGCCGCCGCCCAGCUGCUGCAGCGGCCCGGGGCGCCUGCUUCCUGCGGCUGCCGCGGCCGCUUCCCGCUGCGGGACGCCGGGGGACGCCCCGUCGGGGAGCUGGUCCUGGGCUACCGCCUCACCAGCCUGGAGGCCGGCGGGGAGCCGUCCCCGCCCAGCCCCGCAAGCCCCCGCGCUUCCACGCCUGCUACCACCUCCCCGGAGCCGGGGGGCGAGGAGGAGGGUGAGGAGCUGGAGGGCAAUAUCUUUUGCCCUCCCGUGCUCUACUACAGCCGCCAGCCUGCCGAGCAUCAUCUGCCACCGGCAGCGGCCCCAGAGAAAUGGGAGCAUGUCGAGGCCUGCAGACCGCAGGAGAAAGACAAGGUCCAGAGCCCUCCGCGUCCCAGUGCUGGGCCCUCGCUGUUGCACCCCACCAGCCCUCCACAGCUCCACCAUGUCCUGGGGCAGCUGCCGCUGCUCAGUGCCUUGCUGGCAGAGCUGUCGGUGCUCACACACAGCGCUACACCCGCUGCAGUCCACCCCCAUCUGGCCUGGCUCUACCAGGCCCUGGGGAGCGGUGGUGUGGCCUCACGACCCCCCAGCCCCGGCCGCUCCUCAACCCUCAAGCCUGCAGAGGCACCUGUGGGGCCUGGUGGGAGCAGUGGAGCUGCCAGCCCUCGAUUCAAGCAAGGCCAGCAAGAGUCCACCUCACCGGGGUCUUCGCGGGCUGGAAGAGGACCUCUGAAAGCUGUACCCCAGGGAGAGACGGGCUCUGAAAGGAACUGCAGAACUAAGGAAAACAGACCUCCCAGAAAGAAACUGUUGUAUGGGCUGACAAAUACACUGAGGCUACGGCUGCAGCAGACCAACCCUGAUAAGCUGAUAAUUCAUGAAAGGAGAGAGCGGUACAGAAAAAAACAAAUGGAAAUGCUGAAGGAGAGAAGCUCUUUAUCCAAAAAAAAAUUGCUCAGAAAUGCUGGAGAACAGCAUGUGGUUUCUUGCAGGAAUUGUAUCAAGGGGGAUAGUUCAAAGCAGAAUAAUCAGUUUCAUAAAACUGUUGAGACUUCAUUACAAAAUAGUGCUCUCACAGAUAACGUUUCUCUGACAGGACACGUGUCCCCUGACCUGCAGGAACAGGCUGCUACAAGUCUAUUGAAGAACGAUGAAAUUGCAAGCAAGGAAUGUUCCUGCAAAGUUACUACAGACCCCUUAGUGGAGCAACCUGUAUUUAAAUCUCACCAGGAAAAGUAUGUGAAAGUCCAACUCCCAGCAGCUUUCCCAUCAGAUGCUAAUGCAAAGGGAAGUAAUGAGGAAGCAAUACACUUAAUCCAUCAUAAAACCACAGAGCAUGAUGAUGCAUCUGUUGUAAGUGAUCAUAAACCAAGUCCCAGCAGGAGUGUUGAAAACAACUCUGAAUUCAUAUACUCAGAUGACUUCAUUGCUAGUCCUGAGAACACGAUUUAUUCAGAAGAUUUCACCAGUGCUGAGUGUACGGGCAGGGACUCAGAAGCUCUUGACAGCAGUCCUGAACCUCUGUGGCUUGAAAGCCCAGAGCGAGGUUGGUCAGAUACAGAGCCGGAAUCCAGCAGGUCCAGAAUUUCAAAGACAAGUCAAAGACCUGGAAGUACUUCAGGCCUUCUGCCAGUUCCUUCAGCUUCAUCUCCAGUCCAGUUUUUGAGGAGAAACAGUGACUUAAAAAACAGCAAGAGAACUAGCGGUGAAUCUGUUGAUUCACUUAACCUUGCUGGAAUGGAGGCAUCGUUAUUAGAUGAAGAACAAGAAGAGAACAGGGUUGAUCAGCAUAUUAAACAAGUGCCUACACUGAGAAGCAAACAAGUUAGCUCUGGUUCUGAUCUGAGUAUAGGAAAGGGGCAGAACUCUGCAGGAAAAAGUCAGGCAGUAACACAGGUUAGCUCUUACUUGCCGUCUAACAUGUCUGAUCUACAACUUGGUGUCCUGGAAGACAGUAUGUCAGACAAAGAGGAUGAUUUUCUGGGAGAACUAUGUGUUCGUAAUCAAUACAAAGACAUCAGUGAACUUGUAAUAAACAAGCUUCCGGGAUACACAAUGUAAUUACAAGUUUUCACUACCUGGAUUAAGAUGUGAUAUUUGAACUUUAUAAAGCCUGUUACAUUUAGCUGCAAUGUACACAAAUUAAUUUAAGACUUCAUCAUGCACAUUUAAUACAUUGGUGAAUUUUCUUAAGAGGUUUUUAAA
This is a messenger RNA of Calidris pugnax (ruff), 2778 nucleotides long. It is a transcript of the gene MAP10, whose product is annotated as microtubule associated protein 10. Lineage: Eukaryota; Metazoa; Chordata; Aves; Charadriiformes; Scolopacidae. The record is from RefSeq and is a predicted model, not a curated record. Gene Ontology annotation, cellular component: mitotic spindle midzone; centrosome; midbody. Gene Ontology annotation, biological process: mitotic spindle midzone assembly; positive regulation of cytokinesis; cytoplasmic microtubule organization. The transcript is spliced from 4 exons. Gene Ontology annotation, molecular function: microtubule binding. The coding region runs from base 1 to 2634 and encodes 877 amino acids.